This is a messenger RNA of Paramecium pentaurelia, 8689 nucleotides long. The record is from the annotation of a GenBank genome assembly. NCBI's taxonomy places the organism in Eukaryota, Ciliophora, Oligohymenophorea, Peniculida, Parameciidae.
AUGAUAUUAAUAAGUUUCUUGGUAUUAAGUACAAAGAUGUUGAAUGGUUUUGAGACCAUCAAAAUGAAUCCAGCUUAUCAAUAUCAAAGGAAAUUUAUUUAAUUAACAGAAAAUGAAUAUACAACUAAUACUUGUUUGACUUAUGGAUUAUGGUCAAAGUAUAAUCCAUUAAGUACAAUUACAUAGGUAGGAAUGUAUGGAUUAUUCGAUAGUCACUGCUUUCAUUUACAUAAUGCAAUUGAAUAGAAUUCAUAAAGUUUAAAUCUUAUUUAUUAUGAUUGCUUAGACUCUGUUUCAAGAAAAAUAAUUAAAAAAAUCCUAUUUAUUAAUAAUUUAGAUGAAUAGGUUAGACUUUAAAUAGAAAUUGAUUCAUUUGAUUAUGAAAACACUUGGUAUUACUUACAAUUAAUAGCUUAUCCAUCUUAGAAUAUAUUUAAAUUGAUAUUUAUUAAAAGGUAGGAAGUUUUAUUUUAAACUAUAAAGUCAAUGAAAUAUCCAUUUAAUGAUGAAAACUUAAUCCUAUCAUUUGGAGGUAAUUUUAGAGUACAUAAUUCAAAGAUACAUGAAAUUAAAAAUGGUGAAAUAUUCUCUUAUUUUCCAGGCACUAUUAUUUUGUAAGAAUUUUCAAUUUAAAGUUUAACACUUGAUUUUGCUUUUAUUGAUAUUGCAAAUUAAGCAUAUAAAUAAUUUGAUUAAUGUAUUUGUUAACCAAAUGAGAAAUUCUUGAUUGGAGAUAAGGAUUUUAAAUAAUAAGAAUAUGACAUCUAUUUUUCUGAUAAUUUAAAUUGUGAAUCAUUUGUAUUAAUAGGUUGGAUUAAAAUUAAAGAGAUUAUUAAUCCAUCUGGAAUACUCAAUUAUUAAUUAAUGAAAAUUUCACCAAAUUUACAGAACCCAAUAUUUUAAAAUCAAAAUUUAUCGCCCUUUUAAUUAUUUUAUCAUAUAACAUCAUUAUAAAAUGAAAUAGAAAUCAUUACGUAUAGUUAUACCUUUCCUGAUGUUUCUAUUGAUUUUUAAGAUAAUCCUUUCCUAAUAAAGAAAAUAUUAUUAAUUAAAAAUAUGAUCAAUUUAUGGCAUUAUCUCAAAGUUGAAUUAUUAGAUAAUAAGUUAAUUGUAGAAAUUACAUUUUAUGAAGGUUAAGAAAUAUUCUAUUAUGAUGCUUAAUUUGAAGUUCAUCACUUUCAUAAUUGUUUAUUUAAACUCUAAUAUGGUAAUUGUUAAUAAACAUAAAUGAAUUAUUUAAACAUCUAAAUAAAAAAUUUAGAGUUUUUUAAUUGUUAUAAAGAAAUUACAACAUAAAAUUGUCAUUACAGUUGUUAUGAAUGUGAUGGUCCAACCAAUUAGAAUUGUUUGUCUUGUUCCAUUGAAUCUUAAAGAAUCUAUAUUUAAGAACAUAAAGUCUGCAUUUGUCCAUAUAAUACAAUAGAUAAUUAAAAUAAAUGUUAAACAUACGUAGAUUCAAACCUUAGAUUGAUUGAAGAUUAAAAUCUUAAUAAUAAUUAGAAUUGUUAAUAUGGAUUUUUUGAAUUUGAUGGGAAUUGUAUAUAAUGGUAAAAAAAUAAUUAAAAUUUAGUCCUUCUAUUAUUAAGGAUGAUUUUAUUAGUUGCCUAGAAUGUCUUAAUAACCCUAAAUCAUGGUUUGAAUAUCCAAUUUGCCAAAGAGUAUUAGUUAUCAAACCAAAUACAUCUUAUUAUGAGGCAUUACUUCUAUUUGGUGAUGUUUAAUAUUAUUUUGAUGGAAUAUAACUUAAUUCUAUUCAUAACACAUAUUCAUUUUCUUAUGAAACCUUAAUUACAAAUACUACAGGCAUUUAUAAAGAAUUUUAUUUGUCUUAAAAUUAUUUUAGACAAUUUUGUUAAUAAAUGGAUUUUGUUGAUACUGAUUAAUUCAUUUGUUAUGAAUGUUUCAUAAAAAGUUGUUAAAUUUGUUAAGUAACUCCUACUACUUUUAUAUGUGUAAAAUGUUAUGGUGAUUAUAAAUUAAUAAAUGAUUAAUGUAUAUUUUAACCUUCAGUAAAAGCUAAAUUUGAACUUAUUUGUUUACCACCAUAUUAUUAUUCCUUUGAUAAUUAUUGUAAAAUUUGUAAAAUCAAAAAUUGCAUAUACUGUUUUGAAUACUCUACAACUAAUUAAAAUUACUGCUCUUUAGUUAAGUUACCUAGUUUGAAUUUGAAUUUAAGGCAAAAUUUCAAAAUAGGUUGUGCACUUUGUGAAGAAAACUACAUUUUUGAUUUUACUUUAGAAUUAUGCUUAAGAUAAAUCCCUGAAAUUAUGAAUUGUCAAAGAUCUUAUAUAAAUUUUUAAAAUUAGGAAUAAUGUGUUUCAUCUAUGAAUGAUGACUUUUCUAUUGCACCAGAGAUAUCUAAUUGUUAGAAAUAUAUUGUAAAUUGUCUAAUAUGUUCUCUAAAUUUAGAUCUAUAAAUCAAAUGCAUAGUUUGUUAAAGUAAUUUCAUUAUUGAAAAUGAUUAAUGUUAUUAAAAUGAAGAAUUAGAUGUAUAGAAAAACUUAAUCUAUAAUUUACAAAAUAAGAUUCAAAGUUUUAUUCUUUAAUUUGUUCCAUAAUUGAAAUAAUAUGUAUACAAUAAGUUUUUAAAUUAAAAAAAAGUUACAGAAUGUGAUCCUUCAUGCAUUUUAUGUGAUUAAAUAAGUUCUUAUUGUAAAUUAUGUCCAUUAAAUUAUUACAAAAAAUAAAUUAUAACAGAAUCAAGCAAUAAGUGUACUUAUUGUCAUCCAUUGUGUUAAGUAUGCUUGCAUCGUUUGAAUAAAGAUAUUCAAGUAAAAAAAUAAAAUAUUAUGAAUAGCGAGACUAUCCACUUUUCAUUGUUAAUGAUCAAAACUAAAUUUAUACUAAACAAUGUAUUAAACCAUACUUUGAUCCUUCCUUUUCUUAUGAUCCUUAUUCAUAAUAUGUAAGGUAUUGUUUUACUAAAGAUUGUAAAGAUCAAUUUGUUUUUGAUGUUUCAUAUGAAUCAUGUGAUUUUACAAGAUUUAAUAGAUAUUAUGAGUCAAAAAUUAAUACUCAAUAUUGCAAUCAAAUUGGAAUUGAAAAUUUGACAAUUAAUUUCGUUCUUAAGAUCUCAAAUUAAUAAUGUUUUCUAAUUCUUCCAUUCAAUAUUCAAACAGAAUUAAAAUAAAAACUUAUAAACUUAAAAAAAGUCAACCUCAAAUUUUCAUCAUCAUAAUAUUUAGAUAUCAUUUCAUUUAAUUUUAAACCUUUUUAUAAUUUUGAUUAAGUAGAAAUUAGUAAUUUAGGAUUUGUAAUAGACUCAAACUAACAUUUUAUCUUUUAUAAUAGUAAUACUAAAAUUCAUUUAAUACUUACAAAUUUUACUAUAACAUAGAGUAUAUUAUAAAAUAUUGAUUCACUAUUUAAAACAGAAUAAUUUGGGAAUAUAACUCUAAAUAAUUUUACCAUAAUAAACACUACCCUUAUUAAUUCCUCAAUUUUUAAUUCAUAAUCGUUUUAAAUGCGAGGAUCAAUUAAUAUAAUAAAUUUAUAAAUUAAAAAUUGUACAUUUAUAGAAUCAGCAUUAUUUAAAUUAUCCUAAAUUGAAUCCUUAUUAUCUUAUAAAUAUCUUAUUAUAGAUAAAUCUAAUUUAAUAAACUCAUCAAUUUUUACCUUUUACACUAGUUAUCCAUAAUUAAGAAUUUUAAAUGGAUUAAAUACCAUUAUAAAAAAAAAUAAAUUCUAUAACUCUUAUUUAAUAAAUAGUACAUAUUUAAUAUAAGUAAAUUUAUAAGAUUUUCAAUUAUAUUCAAAUCUUAUAGAUACAUCUAUUAUUAUAUCAGUUAACUAUAAUAUUAAAAUGAAUAUGAUAAGUAUAUAUUAAAAUGUAUUUACUUUUUCAUAAUUCCUUUCAAUUAAUUAGAUAUUAUUAAAGAAUGAAAUUCUAUGUAAUAUUAUUGAUUUUGAAGCUAAUCAAAAUCAAUUUUAGACAUCAAGUUUAAUUUUGAUAUUUUCAACCUUAUCAACUAAUUUUCUUAUAAUUAAAUUUUCACACUUUUCAAUUAAUAAUAAUAGCAAAUAUUCUACAGCUAAGCAAAUAUUUUUAAUUAGAUUCUAAAAAAAGAAAUUAAAUAAAAAAAGUCAUGUUCCAAUAAUGAUAAUGGUAAAAGUCAAUUGUUUUGCAUGAAUAGUAAAGAAAUUCAUAUAUCAAAUUUCUUAAUUAAUGAUAAUGAUGAUCUAAUAAUAUUUUAAUUGUCUGAAAAUAAGAAUAUAACUAUUGUAAAUAUUAUAUAUUAACACUCUAUUCAAAAUUUUAAAAUUCCUUUAUCAUAAACUUGUUUAACAAAAAAUAAAAAAAACAAAUUACUUUAAGUUUUUGGAUUUACUAAUAUUUAUAUUGAGAAUGUAUAUAUCUUAAAAAUUAUCAGUGUUGAUGAACCUAUAAUAUAGAUUAAUCCAAGUUACUAAAAUUUAUCAUAUGAUAUGAAUUAGAUAGAGAUUAUUAAUCUUACAUUUGCUGAAAAUAUUCUCAUCUAAUCAACUUUAAAUAAUUACAUCUCUUUAUUAAUAAUUGAAUAAGAUAAUAGAGUAAACAUACUACUAGAAAAUAUCAAAUAUGAAGAAAACUUUUUACAUUCAUAUUCUAGUAGUGCAAUAAGGACAACUAUUAGUUUAUUAUACAUUUAGUCUUCAUUAAGUUAACUAAAAAUAUAGAAUUUUCUUAGUAAGAAUAAUGCACUCACCAAUUCUACAAAUUCAUUUAUUACAGUAAUGUCAUUUAAUUUAAUCCUAUCUAAUUUUACAAUAUGUAACCAUAACUAUUUAUCAUAAUAAUUGUGGGUUAAAUAUUAUGAACUUUAAUUCAAUGACAAUCUGAAUUAAGAUAAUUUAAAUGAAAUCGUUUUCUAAAUUUUAUAAAUAAAGAAUACUGGAGGAGUAGGAUAAUUUUUAGUUUAAAAUUUAUCUUGUUUUAAUUGUACAUUUUCUAAAAUUCUUGCUAUGUAAAGCUUAAUUUUUGAGAUUACAACUACAGAAGAAGGUUUUAUAGAUUUAUAAAAUAUUACAAUAAAUCAAGUAGAAAAUAAUCUAUUAUCAACUGAAAAAGGCACAGGAUGUUUUAGCAUUUAUUCAUCAAACAGUAAAUUAAAUCUUAGAUUAGUAAAUGCUUUUUUAUCAAAUAUUUUAAAUAGGAUGGCUUCUUCUAUAUUCACUAUUAUACCUUCAAAAUAAUCUAAUAUUAUUUUAUUAUAAGAUACUAAUAUAUUAAAUUGUCUUUCAUUAGUCAAUUAAAUAAUGAAUGUAUAAUUUUCAUCAUUAAUAGCUAAUAAAAAUAUUAUUACAAUUAAAAAUAUGAAAAUAAUUUAAAAUUAUUAAGUAUGGAUAGAUUAUUUUGCUAAAAUUAGAGAUUUAUACAUUUAAGAAAUAACAGAUACUAUAAAUAAUUAAAAUUCUUUAAUUUCAUUUCAAAAUUGUAUUGUCUUGAUUAAGGAAUUUGUUAUAGAAGGGCUCAUUAUUAAUUCUGUCUUUCAAUUUGCAAAUAUACCCAAAUUAUAACUAUAUAAUAUUAAAUUAGAUAAAAUAUAAGUAUUAUAUUCAUUCAAUCUAAUUUAAGUAAUUUAACUUUAAUAAUUAUAAUCAAUUAUUGCAAUUGAUAAUCUAAGUAUAAAAAAUAUUUCACUUUAUUAAAAUAAUUUGAUUUAAUAAUCAACUUAUUAAUAACAAACUUAUAACAUAAGAGGAUGUAAAAUAGUUUAAUAAUAUAUUGAAAAAUAUUAACGAGAUUAUUUUUAGACUAUUGUUAGUUCUUUUCAAUAAAAUAAUGAUAAAGAAAGUUCACUCAUUUAUAUAUAAAGUAUUUCUAAUUUGAAUGGAUUCUAUUUUCGAGAUGUUACAUUUGAACAUAAUGAUUGCUAAUAAUGUUAAAACGGUCUAAUCUUUUUUGAAUUAUCAGAUUUUAAAUUUAUUAAAUUUGAGAAAUUCAAUUGCAAUUAUAAUUAAAUUAAAAUGUUUGGAUGCUUACAUUUCUCAUCUAAUACAUAUCUUAAAUAAAAAAUCUUAAUUGAGAAUUCUAAUUUCCUAUUUAAUAAUGGCACUCAAGGUAUUGGUAUAUUUUCAUAAAAAGUGAGUCUAAAAAUUAAAUAAUGCAAAUUAAUUAACAAUAGUGCUGAGGAUUUGGGAGGAGGUUUAUAUAUGUAAAUUGAAUCUUGUGAUUUUAUUGUUAAUAGAACAAUCAUUAUAGGAAAUAUAGCUAGAAUAGGAGGUGGUAUAUAUUUAGAUGGUAACUGCAAUCUAAAUAAUAAUAAUUUUUUAUCAUCCUUAUUACUUUUCAAUAUUGCUUAAGAAUAUGGGAAUAAUAUCAUAGAGAUUCCAACUCAUUUAGCUUUUUACAUUAAUUAUAUGGAGAAUCCUUCACAAUUUGUUAAUAUAAACAAUUAGUAAAUAAAUAUAUUACAUUUAAAAACAUACAGAAUGAUUGAAUAAGGUACUUAAAUUUUUAUGAAAGAUUUAUUAAUUCCAAGUAAUUAGAUUAUAAAAACUUUUUAAAUUUUUGACAUUCAUUAAUCAAAAUAUAAACCUUUUAUAAAAGAUAUUGUUUUAUCUUAUAAAAACAGUAGAAAUGAAGCAAUGCAUAAGUAUAUCAAUUCAUCUUGUACGGUUUAGAAUAAAAUAAUAACAAAAGACAAAUAAGAAAUAGUAGACAAACAAGUUAGUCAGAUUUUAAUUUUUGAUAUUUUAACAAAUUCUUUUGAUUUUGGAUCACUAUCAUUUAGUUUAGAUCCAUAUAAAUAAGAGUUCAAUUAUUUAUAAAUUGAUAUAAGUUGUUAAUUAAAAGAAUCAAAUAAUACUUUAAAAUAUAGAAUAUAUACAAAGAGUCUGAAAUGUUAACUUGGUGAAUUUUAUGUUAAUAAUGGAUGUCAAAUAUGUUAACAUAAUUAAGGUUAUUAUUCAGUUACAUACAAUGCAACAAAGUGUUCUAUAUUUGAUAAAAGUAAAUACUCUGAUAUUACUUCAAAUAUGAUUAAAUUACUCCCUGGAUUUUGGAGACCUAAUAAUUUUUCUGAUUAUAUAGAACCUUGUUUCAAAAAUCCAUUAUUUUGUAUUGGAGGAUGGUAGGUUGGUGAUUAGACAUGUAGUUUUGGACAUAUAGGUGCUUUAUGUGAAGAGUGUGAUAUGUAUAACAUAAGAGGAUUAGGUAAUUUUUAUAAAAACUAAUGGGAUUAAAAUUGUAGAAAAUGUUAAUUUGAUUGGAGCAGUAUAUUUCCAUUUAUGCUAAUAAGUCUUUGGUAUAUUGUUUUUUAUUAAUGAUAGGACUUUUAUAUCUAUAUCAAUGUCAUUAAGAAGUAUCUCUAAAUCUAAUUAAUUAUAUUCAUAACUAAUAAUUGCUUAAAGAUUUAGCAAAAUAUUAUUUAAAUUAAAUUAAGGUAAAUAAUAUUUAAUAAAAUUACAUUAGAUCAAUAAAGCAUAUAAUUAAAAAUGUUGAUCAAUUAUUUGUGGAUUUAUUCAGUCAUUUUUACAUUUAAUAUUAGAUUUUCAUUUUCUCUUCUUUUUAUUGAAUAAACAAGUGAUACUUCAUAUUUCAUAGCCAAGGAUUUAGACUGUUAUAUAUCUUCUAUUUAAAGUGUUCAUAUUUUAUAUUUAAAAAUAUUCACAAUGUUAAUCUUAAUGAUUAUACUAUUUAAUCUAGUUAUUGCAGGAGCAUAUUUACAUACUUUAAUAACUAAACAAAAGCAUGAUAUAAGUAUCUUUUCAAACACUGCACUUUAUUUGUAUGUAUUUAAUUAUGCAGGAUUGAUUAAAAUGUAUAAUAUUUAAAAUGAAAAGGUUUUCAUCUGCGCUUUCGAAACGAGAAGUAUCAAAUCACAAUUACAUUUAGGGAGAUGUAUCCUUGUAAUAUGGUUCAUAAAUUCAUUAAAAGUGGAUGUAUUAUUUUAUUAUUCCUGGUAUAUUUAUAAUUGGUGUAUUUAUACCUAUUUUUAUAUAUAUUCUAUUGAUGUUAAACAAAAAUAAGUUAGAUAAAAUUAAAUUAAGGAAACAUAUUUGUUAUUUAUUAAAUGAAUAUAAAUAAGAAAGAUAUUAUUGGGAAUUAAUCAAAUUAUUUAAAAAAUCAAUUAUUAUUUUUAUUAUGACAAAUUUUGAAACUGAAAUAGUUUUAAAAGCAUCAUUAUUAGGAUUGGGUUUAUUAAUAUAUUAAAUAUUGGCAAUUUUCAAUAAACCAUUUACUAUUUAAAAAUAUAAUUCUUUAGAUUUAUAAACAGCCCAAAUUUGCUCAAUUUCUAUAUUUUUAGCACUUACUAAAAGUAUUUGUGAAUAGAAAAAUUAUAUAUUGCCUUCUAUUCUGAUUCAAAUGUUUAUUAUUGGAUGCUUUAUCAAACUUUGUUACCCUUUUGUUUUUGGAAUUGCAAGAAACUAUUUUAAAAAGUAUCAAUUCUUUUAUUUGAAUAAAUUACAUUUCUUUCUUAAUUUGAAAGUACCUAAUUUCUAUUUCGCAAUAAUUUUAGGAAAGUUUUUGGAAAAAGAAAAAUUAAGAUAAAACAAACUUAAGAGUAACAUUGCCAAAUUGAAGAACCAUUUAAUCUUUUUAUCAAAAGUAUAAUUGAGAAAUUCAAGGUAAAUAUUAACAAAUAUUACUUAUAGAUAAAUAAUAUCCCCACAAAGUUCAAGAAUUUUAAGUACAAAAUCAAGUAGAAUUGGAGUUGAAAAAGUAUUUUUUAAUAAUGUUGAAGAAUAUGAAUCUAAUAAAAGAUGA